UCAUGAUUUAAAAAUGUUAAUGUCUUCUUUUUUUGUCUUAUCUUCUCUAUAAUUAAUGUUUUCAGUUUCGAAAUAAAAUAUGCCUUCUUCAAAGUGAGUAUCUACUUCUAAUAUAUAUAUAUAUAAACCCUUAUUCGUUAAUCUAUAUCAUAAGUUGUAGUUCUGUUGUUAAUGAUAAAUUUGCAGUAAAUGUUAAAUUCCUGCAUAUAAAAUCCAAAUCGUCACCAACCAGAAAUUACAAAACAGAGAUACAGUAUAAUUUAACACUGUGAUUGACAACCUUCUCCCAAUUGACUUACCACCCACCAUUCAAUCAAUCAAUCAUAUACAUCAUGUCCAUAUUCUUCAAGGCUCCAUUGGAUAUAGAUAUAAGACUAGAUAACGAAGAUACCAGAAAACAUGUUGAAGUUAAAACUCCUCAUGGUAGAAUGGAAAAAUUACCCAUAUUCAAAGAUGGAGAAUCAGUUAAAGGUCAAGUUACCAUAAGAACCAAAGAAGGAAGAAAGAUAGAACAUUUUGGAGUUAAAGUUCAAUUGUUUGGACUGAUUGAAACUAAUAUUGAUGGAUUAAUUACUUCUGAAUUCUUAUCGUUGGCCACUGAAUUAGCUGCCCCUUCAAUUUUAAGUCAUCCUGAAACUUAUCCAUUUGAAUUUAAAAAUGUCGAAAAACAAUAUGAAAGUUAUAGAGGUAAGAAUGCAAGAUUACGAUAUUAUUUAAAAGUGGUGGUUUCAAGAAAAUCAUCAUCUGAAAUAACAAGAGAAAAGGAAUUAUGGGUUUAUCAAUAUAUAACACCUCCACCUCCAACAUCAUCCAUAACAGCCACGGUAUCGAAAGGGAAUAACAAUAAUAAUCAUAAUCAUAAUCAUAAUCCAGUACAAACUCCUCCCACCACCCCCUCCAAAGAUGGUAAUCAAACUGUUAAAAUGGAUGUCGGUAUUGAAGAUUGUUUGCAUAUCGAAUUUGAAUAUCUGAAAUCAAGAUUCUCAUUGAAAGAUGUGAUAAUAGGUAGAAUCUACUUUUUAUUAGUAAGACUUAAAAUCAAACAUAUGGAAUUAUCCUUAAUUAGACGAGAAACAGUAGGUUCAGCUCCAAAUCAAAUCACAGAUAGCGAAACCGUAGUUCGAUUUGAAAUCAUGGAUGGAGCUCCUGUGAAAGGAGAAGCUAUCCCCAUUAGAUUAUUCUUAGGAGGAUAUGAUUUAACUCCUACUUAUAGAGAUGUUAAUAAGAAAUUCUCUACUAGAACUUAUCUUUCAUUAGUAUUGAUUGAUGAGGAUGCUAGAAGAUAUUUCAAACAAUCUGAGAUAAUCCUUUAUAGAGAUCUGUAAUUGCCUUCUUGUCAUCGUUUAGUGAUACCAAACAUAAAUAAAUAUAUGCAUUGUAUGUCCUCCAAGUUUUAACGAAAUCUCUAUGUAAAUGAAAUCAAGAUCUCUCUCAUAUUUUCUUAGCAGUAUCAACCCUCAGAAAAAAAAGUUCCUACAA
Molecule: messenger RNA, 1479 nt
Organism: Scheffersomyces coipomensis
Lineage: Eukaryota; Fungi; Ascomycota; Pichiomycetes; Serinales; Debaryomycetaceae
Gene: PEP8
Product: retromer subunit
Exons: 1
Coding region: 333-1325 (330 amino acids)
Biological process (GO): retrograde transport, endosome to Golgi; intracellular protein transport
Cellular component (GO): retromer complex; endosome
Source: RefSeq, a predicted model, not a curated record